Molecule: messenger RNA, 3257 nt
Organism: Spea bombifrons (plains spadefoot toad)
Lineage: Eukaryota; Metazoa; Chordata; Amphibia; Anura; Pelobatidae
Gene: JPH3
Product: junctophilin 3
Exons: 5
Coding region: 536-2806 (756 amino acids)
Biological process (GO): regulation of synaptic plasticity
Cellular component (GO): junctional membrane complex; plasma membrane; endoplasmic reticulum membrane
Source: RefSeq, a predicted model, not a curated record
CCGCUACAGACAGGGCAGACUGAUGAGACCUCUCCGUGAGCCAAGGAGACAUUGACUUAAAGCAGACGCGGCCAAUGCAGGGAGUGGAUGGUGGGGUGUGUGAGUGAGGCUUGGAGGGAGGGCGGCAGGAGAAGAGGAGAGCUCAGGCAGCUGCAUUGCUGUUCCCCCGAAGUCCCCUUCCCCCAGUAUGCUGGGGUGCGUGGGGUCCCACUCAGGAAAGCUUGGGGAGGUGGUGCCCCUGUGCUGAAGAGGAGGUGGGGGGCUGCCUGAUCCACAGAGAGGUGGAGCUGUCCACUGCAGAAGCUGCUGGCGAGGGGCAAUCCACGCGGGAUCGUGGGGUCUCUUGGUGACGAAGACGUGCUCAGGAUGCACCAGCUGAGAUUGCGUUUGACUUGAUCGCUUCUGGGGGUCUACCUGCGUCCCUGCGACCACCACUGACUGCUCCGACCCCCCCCCCACUCUCUGCACCUGUCUGCCGCAGCCCCAUUUUUUUUUUUUUGCGUUUUUGCGUGGAUUUGCAAACCGAGUUACAUGCAUGUCAAGUGGGGGAAGAUUUAAUUUUGAUGAUGGGGGCUCGUACUGCGGCGGGUGGCAGGAUGGCAAGGCUCACGGACACGGGGUCUGCACCGGUCCCAAGGGGCAGGGCGAGUACUCGGGCUCGUGGAGUCACGGAUUCGAGGUGCUGGGCGUCUACACCUGGCCGAGUGGCAACACCUACCAGGGCACCUGGGCACAGGGCAAGCGGCACGGCAUCGGGGUGGAGAGCAAGGGCAAGUGGGUGUACAGAGGGGAGUGGACGAACGGGUUUAAAGGGCGCUAUGGGCUCCGGGAGUGCACGGGCAGCGGAGCCAAGUACGAGGGCACGUGGACUAACGGGCUGCAGGAUGGCUACGGCACGGAGACCUACUCUGAUGGAGGUACCUACCAAGGCCAGUGGGCUGGUGGGAUACGCCAGGGGUAUGGCGUACGUCAGAGUGUCCCCUAUGGAAUGGCUGCGGUUAUCAGGUCCCCUCUUAGGACCUCUAUAAACUCGCUCCGAAGUGAGCACACAAAUGGGACGGCGCUGCACCCCGAUGCCUCCUGCGCAGCAGCUGGCAGCCCGGCUGUGUCUAGAGGCGGAUUUGUGUUGAUGGCGCACAGUGAUGCCGAGAUACUGAAGAAUAAGAAAAAAGGUAUCUUCAGGAGGUCCAUCCUCAGUGGACUAAAGCUGCGUAAAUCAGAGUCCAAGAGCUCCCUGGCCAGCCAAAGGAGCAAGCAGAGCUCAUUCCGCAGCGAGGCUGGCAUGAGCACCGUCAGCUCCACCGCAAGCGACAUUAACUCCACCAUCAGCUUGGGUGAGGGCGAGACGGAGCUUUCUGUCAUCGAGGACGACAUUGAUGCCACCACCACAGAGGUCUACUUGGGAGAGUGGAAGCACGACAAACGCUCUGGCUUUGGCGUGAGCCAGCGCUCUGACGGCCUGAAAUACGAGGGAGAGUGGGCUAACAAUAAACGCCAUGGUUACGGUUGCAUGACGUUUCCCGAUGGAACCAAGGAAGAAGGGAAGUACAAGCAGAAUGUUCUUGUCAGUGGGAAAAGGAAGAAUCUGAUCCCGCUCAGAGCCAGCAAGAUCCGGGAGAAGGUAGAUCGGGCCGUCGAGGCAGCCGAGAGAGCAAGCAAUAUCUCCAAGCAGAAAGCAGAGAUCGCUGCUUCAAGGACAUCUCACUCCAGGGCAAAAGCAGAGGCCGCUACGACGGCCGCCCUCAAGGCGCAGGAGGAAGCUCAGAUUGCCAGAAUCGCUGCCAAAGAAUACUCUCCAUCCUUCCAGCAUCGAGAAAAUGGGCUUAAAUAUCAGCGGCCUAAACACCAGAACUCGAGCGACGAUAUUGAGGUGAUUUCCACAGAGACCCCACCUCAACAGGACAGCCCCGAACUUUACAGGAAGGGGACCACCCCAUCAGAUGUGACCCCUGAUGACAGCCCUAUGAGAAGCCCGCUGUGCAGCCCACCGUCCACUCCGCCUGCCCCUCAACCGGUGCCCAAGACAAGAACCAAAACCGCACACUUCUCCAGGCAACUGUCCGUGGACGAGGAUCGGGGAGGGGACAUUCAGAUGCUGCUGGAGGGACGGGGUGGGGAAUAUGUCAGACCCAACAACUGGAGCGAGGUUGGAGGGGGCAGAAUAGGGAUUGCACAAGGCAGCCCUUUGGGCCCAUGUUCCAUCCCCGAAGAUCUCAUAGUAAAGAGCACUGGCCACAAACACGUGGUUUCUAACCACAAGCCAAGAGAAAGGUGGGCAGACUCCUCUACCACGGUAUCAUGGACUUCCCAUCGGACACACAACCACAGUCCAGGUAGCAACAAACUACUGGAGGUGGACGAGGAGAAGUUGAGCAACUAUGAGAUGGAGAUGAAGCCCUUGAAGAGGAUGGAUUCUUAUAUGCAAGAGAUACACACCCAAAAAAGACACUACAGCAAAGGUGUGCCUCGGAACCCAACCGAAGGCCAUCACCAAGAGGAUCGCGUAUACGGGGUCCAGAGACUUAGAUCUAAACCUCAGAACAAAGAGAACUUCAGGCUGGCAGCUUGUGCCGAGCCCACAGUGCAGAAACUGGAUACACUGCGGUUUGGGGAGAAAGGGGAAUCUCGGCUACUCAGAAGAGACCUGACCCUUUCUCCACCGCAAAAAUCUUUACCUGUUGCACUAGAAUCCGACGAGGAGAAUCCGGCGGAGCUCAAACCCACGGGCUCCGCUCCCAUCCUGGUAGUCAUGGUGAUUUUGCUAAACAUUGGAGUCGCCAUUUUGUUUAUCCACUUUUUCAUUUGAUGGAACUGCUCCACCGUUUGCAAAAAAAAAGAAAAAAAAGAAAAUAAUAAUUAAGUCAUCAAAAUAAAAAAAAAAUUUGGAAAAAUCAAAACUAAUAAAAAAAAAAAAAUACAGUUCUAAAACCUUGGACGCUGCUUUAGAGCCAGGAAUGCAAUUGUGGCUCUCCCAUUGGCUGAUUUUUGGAUGGAAACCUCAACAUUUUAUUAUUCUUUCAUUACAUUUAUUUUAUUCUUCCAAAAAGAACAGAAAUUGAGUUUUUAAUCACGGUUUGCCUUUUUUUCCCUGGAUAAUGUCUUUUUAAUUUUGGGGGGGUUAUGUAUUUUUUUUGUUUUUCUGCUUGUUUAGGCAUGAGAGAAUGCAAAAAAAGAUAUUGACAUUUCUAAUCCCCCCCCCAGUCUGUUCUCCCCUGAAAGUUGCAUUAAAAACGUGCGUGAUGGGUAAAAAGAUCAAA